Mucor mucedo is the source of this 4832-nucleotide messenger RNA. Its product is annotated as C2 domain-containing protein. The transcript has 8 exons. Gene Ontology annotation, molecular function: lipid binding. The record is from RefSeq and is a predicted model, not a curated record. Lineage: Eukaryota; Fungi; Mucoromycota; Mucoromycetes; Mucorales; Mucoraceae. The coding region runs from base 99 to 4706 and encodes 1535 amino acids.
UUUUUAUUCUUUUCCCUCUUUCAUCUUUUUAUAUUAUUGCUGUUUUUUUGUUUCUUUUUGUUCUUUUUUUAUUCUAGAAUAAUCAUUAAGAAGAAACAAUGGCUGGACUAAUACCUUCGGAUGGGGUCCCAGCCGCUAAUAUAGCAAAUGCUACAAAAGAUGAAAUAAUUCAAGAGUCGAAUGAUUUACAUCAAGCUGUUCAUACAGCCUUAGAAAACGAAAAUGGCGCUCCAGUCCAUACAUUUGACCCUGACAUGUCUGCCCAAAACAAAAAAGCCGAAGCGAUGAAAGAUGUGCCUGUGCCAAAAAUCAUGGAUCUUAAAUCGCCACUUGCCACAGAUAUUGGUUCCACAGAUAACCAAAAAGUGGCCGAAGCUUUUGCCGAUCCAUCUACAAAUGCUAAGUCCAUGUCCAGCAGUACUAAAAAGACACCUGGUAGUUUUGUUGAGGAUCCUAUCAAAGCUGGUAUCCCGGAUUGGUACAACGUCGGAUGGACUGCCUUUUCUAAUCUCCCCAACCCAGGCGAUGAAAAAGCAAUGGCGGAAUUCUCAAAGACACUGACUGAAGAGCAGAUAAAAGACAAGUACUACAACUCGCGUUCGUCGAAUGGCGAGGUGGAUGAUUUUAUUGCUCAGUUUAUUUCUGAAAAAUAUUAUGGCGAAUGGUAUCAUAACUGCGGUGUUGUUUUCGUCGCCAUCUUCUUUACAUGGUUGCUGAUCAAGUUAAGGUUGGGAUUAAUGUCCUGUUUGAUUGUAGGGGCCUUUUUUGCUACAUACUAUCGUACGUCAAUUAAGCGUACAAGACGUAAUGCGCGCGAUGAUAUGUCUCGCCAAGUAAGCUUAACUCGUCUCGAUACCGAUAUCGAAACGGUGGGCUGGAUGAACCUCUUUUUAAGUCGAUUUUGGUUGAUUUUCGAACCUGUUUUAUCUGCUCAAAUCAUUGGCCAAGUCGAUACUGUUUUGGCAGAGAAUACCCCUUCAUUUUUGGAUUCAAUUCGUAUGAGUUCCUUCACUCUUGGUACUAAAGCUCCUAGCGUGGAUGGUAUCAAGGUUUAUCCUGGUUCUGCUCCCGACAUUGUUUGUAUGGAUUGGAAGUUUUCUUUUAUUCCCAACGAUGUUCUUGAUAUGACAAAAAGAGAAGCUGAUAACAAAGUGAAUCCUAAAAUCGUACUUACGAUCCGUGUUGGUAAGGGUAUGAUUGGUGCUGGUAUGCCUGUCUUACUCGAAGAUAUUGCCUUCAGUGGCACUAUGAGAAUCAAGCUUAAAUUGUUCAAUGAAAUGCCUCACGUUAAAACAUGUGAGCUGUCAUUCUUGGAAAAACCUCAUUUCGAUUAUGUUCUUAAGCCCGUUGGUGGUGACACCUUUGGCUUUGAUAUUAACAAUAUUCCUGGAUUACAAACAUUUAUUCAAGAUCAAGUUCAUGCUAAUCUUGGACCCAUGAUGUAUGCUCCCAACGUCUUUACUUUGGAUGUGGCUGCCAUGAUGGCUGGCGGUGCUGAUUUGGAUUCGGCCAACGGUGUGCUCGCUGUCACGAUUUACUCUGCCCAUGGCCUCAAGGCCAAUGAUCUUUUCGGCUCCCUUGAUCCUUACUGCUGUUUCAAGGUCGGUGACAUUAACAACCCUGAAUUAGGCCGCACAACUGCCAUUGAAAAUUCGCAAAACCCUAAAUGGAAUGAAACCCACUUUGUGUUACUCAACAACCUCAAUGAUAUGCUUUGCUUUCAAGUCAUGGAUCGCAAUUCGGGUCGUAACGAUGCUGAAAUCGGUGUGGCCAACUUGGCAUUAAAGGAUGUGGAGGAGGCUCAGAAUGCGAUUGAAGGAUUGAACUUGGUGGUGCUUCGAAGCGGUAAGCCUGUGGGUGAAAUCAAGGCGGAUGUACGUUAUUUCCCGGCUUCCAAGCCUGAAAAGAAGGAAGACGGUACCGUGAUCCCUGCGGUGGAAUCGAACAGCGGGAUUGUUCGCUUCAGCGUUUUGGAUUGUAAGGAUGUCGGUGGUGCUGUUACCCAAAAGAAGGGCGGUAUUCCUCUCGUGGGUGGUUUACCCAUUGUGGGUGGUAUCCCAAUUAUUGGAUCAAAUGGUGGCGACGUGAAUGCCUAUGCUAUUGUCAAAGUCAAUGGACAGGAGAAGCUUAGAACAAAUGUUUUCAAGCGUAGUAUCAAUCCUCGCUGGAAUAAAUUUGUCGAGGUUUUUGUUGCUGACAAAGCCAAUAUGAACCUGGAUGUGACGAUUAUGAACUCUGUGGAUUUCGGGGAUGACACUGUUUUAGGAAGAUGGUCAUCCAGUUUGAUGGAUAUGGAAAACCAAUUGGUAAAGGACAAGAACGACUGGUGGAGUAUUAAGGACGGUACUGGCAAGAUUCAUUUGAAUAUGAUUUGGAAACCUGUGCCCUUGACUGGAUUCUCUGCUGGAUUGACGCGUGGUAGCUACCGACAUCCUAUCGGUGUUGUGCGUGUGAAAUUGAACAAUGCCAAGAACAUUAAGAAUGUUGAAGUAUUAACCGGUGGCAAAUCUGACCCUUAUGUACGUGUGAUGUCGGGUUUACAGUCUCGUGGUCGAACUGAAGCUAUUUUGGAUAAUCUUAAUCCCGUUUGGGACACCGCCAUUUAUGUGCCUAUUCAUUCUGUCCGUGAGGAUCUGAUGUUAGAGGUGAUGGAUUGGAACGAUAUCUCGGAUGAUAAAUUUUUGGGCAUGUGCGAUCUUCUUAUUAAGGAUAUUGCUGUUGAAAAGAAAACGGAUGAUGGCGAAACUGUUUACGAAAGCCUUGCUGGCGUUAGUAGAACUGCUGAACUUAUGAAUCAUGAAAGAAAGACAGGUAGAGGUCAAUUAAAUUACGAAGCGUCAUUUUUCCCCACCCUUGCAUUGGCACAUCAAGCUACCAAGGAGGAAUCGGAAGCCAAGGAAAAGGCCGCUGCUACUGCUGCAGCAGCCGCUGCUACUACUAAAGAUACUAAGAAGAAGGAAGAAACUCCUAUUGCUGUAUCUGAACCUGUUACACCUACCGGUCCUCCUUUGGUCGAUCUCCACGGCGAAUCGAUUCACUACACAGAGGAUAAACGAAUUGACCUUCUUUCCUACGAAUCGGGUGUCUUGUCUGUCAAGAUUCAUGAGGUUGUUUUACCCAAGAGCGCUAAAGCAGUUGCUGAGAUCUUGGUCGACUCCAACGAUGCACAAUUCCGUACGAGUGAUAUUAAGGGAACAAAAUUGGCUUUCCAUGAAUCCGGUGAUGCUUUUGUGAGAGAGAUGGAUCUCUCUCGCAUUAUUGUUCGUGUCAGAGAUGCUAAGGAUGACAAUGAGGAGAAUCGCAUUGGUUUCUGGACUAGUCGUGUGCAAGAUAUUGUGAAAGCUAUUCAGGACCGUCCUGCUCCCCAAGAAGAAAAGGAAGCUACGGAUGUUGUUCAAGAAUAUAAGCUUUUGGAUUGCGCAGGUGGCACGAUUCGUUUAAGCUUCAAGUUUACUCCUGUUGUUCAAUUCAAGUUAGACCCUAGUGAAAGUUUAGAAAAUCAAGGUAAUUUGACAGUUACCGCCCUUUCUGCAUCUGGUUUAAGAGCUGCCGACAAAUCUGGCACGAGUGACCCCUACUGUGUUUUUAGUGUCAAUGACGAAAAGGUCUAUAAGACCGAAACCUACAAGAAACAAUUAGCCCCUACUUUUAAAAACGAAACUUUUGUUGCAUCUAUCUCUCGUCGUAAUAUUGCUAAAUUCUACGUCAAGAUUUUUGAUUGGGACCAAUUUGGCGAGAACGAAUUAUUGGCUGAAGGUCCUAUCCCUAUUGCUGAUCUGGAAUCAUUUGCUGCAAGUGAAGUGAAUGUACCCCUUCGUGGUGGUGGUAACAUUUUAUUGCGCUUGAAAUGGGAACCCCAAUUGCUUGCCCGUAAACGUGAAGGCACUUCUCUCCUCGGUUCCACCACACGUAUCUUGACGGGUGGUACUGGUCUGGCUGGUGAUAUGGUUGGAAUGGGUGUCGGUGCUGGUGGUAAGGUAAUUACCGGUGGCAGCAGAGCUGUUACAGGUGCUGUCGGUGGUGGUGCAAAGAUCGUAGGCGGUGCUAUCGGUGGUGGUAUCGGUGCCAUCGGUGGUGGCAUUGGUGCUAUUGGUCGUGGAUUUGGUAAGAUUGGUGGAAAUAACAAGAAGCCCUCAGUUGAUAUGACCUCAUCUGCUAUUGCUCCUCCUUCUGUUCCUUCUUCCCCUACUACAUCUUCUGUGCCUCCCAUGCCUCCUAUGCCUCCUGUCCCUAACUCUAGUGUAAGCACUGAUAGAGCUAGCCGACAAAGCGUCGUAAGCAAUUCCGUAUUAUCUUCCAAUGAUUCUCUUUAUCGUACAAAAUCUAUCUUUGAAGAUAGAGGCAAAAAUGCGACUAUUAAGUUCAGUGUUGUUGGGGCAAGAGGUUUGAAGUCAACCAAGCGUGAUAAGUUAUGUGAUUCUUACGUUCGUAUUCGCCAUGGAAAGAACACGAUUCAUAAAACAAAACAAUGCAAGAAAACCUGCGAGCCUGAAUGGAAUGAGACAUUUGUUACAAAGGUCUUUGGAACGACUGUACUCGAUUUAGUAGUGAGAGAACAUAAUACUUUAACUGAUCAUGAUAUCGGUGAAGCUUCAUUCCAAGUAGCAGAAUACGUUGAUGAAGGUAAAUCCUUUGAUGGAUGGCUUCCUCUUGUGCCUUCUGGAAGUGGUGAGAUUCAUAUUCGGGUCGAAGUUGUAACAAAGUAAAAGACAUAGUUUCAUAGACAUACUACAUCUAAUAUAUAAUAAUAAUAUCAUCAUCAAACAUAAUAAACUGAUUAAUUAACAUGUGCGUACUAGAAGCUACAUUAAUAUUUUUUUGUUAAUGCCCAU